Messenger RNA from Diversispora eburnea, 801 nucleotides. Lineage: Eukaryota; Fungi; Glomeromycota; Glomeromycetes; Diversisporales; Diversisporaceae. The record is from the annotation of a GenBank genome assembly.
AUGACAAACGUAACAUAUAGUGAACGAGCAACAAAUUUUAAUAAUAAAACAGCUCGAAAAUUAUUUGAAAUCAUUGAACAUAAGAAAACAAAUCUUGCACUCGCACUUGACGUAUCAACAAAACAAGAAUUUCUUGAUAUCGCAGACAAAGUUGGUCCUUAUAUUUGUUGUUUGAAAACACAUAUCGAUAUAUUAAUAGAUUUUGAUAAUGAUCUUAUCGAACAACUCAAAAAGCUACAAAUUAAACAUAAUUUUUUGAUCUUUGAGGAUAGAAAAUUUGCUGAUAUUGGUAGUAACACAGUAAAGAAUCAAUAUUCCCAAGGUAUUUACCGAAUCGCAGAAUGGGCGGAUAUUAUAGAUGCUCAUUGUUUACCUGGUGAAGGUAUUAUAAAUGGAUUAAAAGAAAUUGGUUUACCAUUAAAUCGUGGAUUAUUACUUCUUGCUGAAAUGUCUUCGAAAGGAAAUUUAAUUACCCGAAAUUAUACAAAUUCCACGAUAGAAAUGGCUUUAAAUCAUAAAGAUUUUGUAAUUGGAUUUAUUGCUAGUGGAAAAAUUACCCUAAAUGAUAACAAUAAUAAUAUUCAAAAUGAUUUUAUAUUUAUGACACCCGGAGUUGGAUUAUCUAAUAAGGAAGAUGGAUUGGGUCAACAAUAUAGAACUCCUCGAGAAGUGAUUACUGAAAGUAAAAGUGAUAUAAUAAUUGUAGGACGUGGAAUUUAUGGAAGUGGUAAAGAUGUUAUAACAGAAGCUAAACGUUAUCGAGAUGCUGGAUGGAAUGCUUAUUUGGAAAGAUUAAAAUAA